Molecule: messenger RNA, 2498 nt
Organism: Passer domesticus (house sparrow)
Lineage: Eukaryota; Metazoa; Chordata; Aves; Passeriformes; Passeridae
Product: serine/threonine-protein kinase PAK 3-like
Exons: 15
Coding region: 154-2082 (642 amino acids)
Biological process (GO): regulation of MAPK cascade; regulation of axonogenesis; protein phosphorylation
Cellular component (GO): cytoplasm
Molecular function (GO): protein serine/threonine kinase activity; ATP binding
Source: RefSeq, a predicted model, not a curated record
GAAGGCCUCAGUGUCAGAGCAGCCCUAGGGCUUGCUCAGAGCAGGAGCACCCUGCGCGUUGAGGCAUUUGUCAGUGGGCAGCCGCACACUGACAGGAGCCUUGUUUGUUCUAGUGUUGGAGCACAGCCUGCAAACUUGCAUGGCGGUGCUACAAUGAUUCAGCAGCUUUCUGCUGCAGUUUGCACUGUUUUCGGCAGCAUUUAUUUCAGCUAUUACCUGAGUAACCUGGCAUGUCACCUGAGGCAUGUAUUCAGAGAUGCUGAUCAUGAGACCACAGAAGCAACAGCAGUCUCUGCCCUGGCUUCCUCUGCUUUUGGAGAAGAAGCCAAAGAGGAACAAAAUGACCACAAGCCUCCAUCAGUGGUCACACCAGAGCCUGAAUAUUCCAAGCCUGCCUUUCUAGAGAAAGAGCAGGAGCAGAUUGAUUUAUCACAGAUGCCAUGCCAGGCUCAGGGAGAGCUGUUCCCAGCCCGAGAGCAGGAAGAGCAGCUCAGGCAGCAGGUGGAAGAGCCACAGCAGAAUGGCCAGGACAUCAAGACAGAACAGCAAGCAGAGCUGCCCGAAGCUCAGAGUCCCAUCAUGGCAGUGAAGAGGAGAAACGAAGAAGACAUGAGAAGAAUUCAAGAGAAGAAGAACCUCCAUCAACAGAGGGGCGAUCAACAAAACCAAGUGAGUGAAAGAGUGGCAGCCACUCCACUCAUGAAACAUCCUCUCUUUUGUUGUUUACAGAACAUUGAGAAACAGCUGCAGGUAGAGCUGCAGGAAACUGAGGCUAGGAUCAAGGCAAGGGAGAAGAGGACAGAAGAAAGAAUUAAAAUCAUCAGAAAGAAAAUUAAACUCCUCCUUCAGGAGCAAAACGCUUUAGAAAAGCAAGUGGAAGUGUCGCCAUCCUACCCGGCAGCCUUUGAAGAGUUCCAGCGAAUGACAGGAGACCAAGAGCCCCGAGGCUGGAGUGAGACCCAGGAACCAAACCAACCAGAGAUGCUGCAGGAUAAGCACAUCCCAAGGAUGGUGCAGGAAAAAAGAAUUCCACAGCAGGAGAUCCACACUGGCUUUGUCACUGAAGAUGCUGCAGCAGCAGCAGCAGUGCUGCCCCAAGAAGCCUUUGCUCCCCAACCUGAGAAGUGGAGCCGGGGCAGUUUGUUCAUCUCCCGUGCUGACCCAGGUGCUGCUCAGCAACAGGAGAUCAAGGAUGACUCCCUGGAGCAAUGGAGGAGAAUGGUGAAGAUGGAAAAUCCCAUUAUGAAAUACACUACUCUGGAAUAUAUUGGCAGUGGGACUUUUGGAGAUGUUUGCAGAGCACUCGACAAUGCCACAGGAGGAGAGGUGGUCAUAAAGAAAAUAAAUCUUCAAGAACUGAUCAGAAAGGAAGUAAACUUUAAUGAACUCAUGGUCAUGAAAAUUAAUAAGCACCCAAACAUUGUGAAUUAUUUAAAGAGCUACCUUGUGGAUGAACAACUCUGGCUGGUUAUGGAGUACAUGGACGGAGGCACCCUGAGCGAUGUCAUCAAUGAGACUCACAUGUCUGAAAGAGAGAUUGCAGCCGUCAGUCGGGAGUGCCUGCAAGGACUGGAUUUUCUUCACUCAAACCAUGUGAUCCACCAAGAUGUGAAGAGCCACAACAUCCUUCUCAGAACCGAUGGCUCUGUCAAGCUGGCUGACUUUGGCCUCUUUGCUCAGCUCCCCCCUGAGCAGAGUAGACGGAGCUCCAUGGCCGGCACUUCUGGGUGGAUGGCGCCUGAAGUGGUGACAGGUCAACCAUAUGGCCCCAAAGUGGACAUAUGGUCUUUUGGAAUCGUGGGCAUUGAAAUGGUGGAACGAGAAGUUCCUUACUGGAAUGAAACUCCUGGCACGCCUCAACUCCUGAUAGCCAUACGAGGGAUACCAAAGCUGCAGCAGCCCAACCUGUUUUCUCCUUGCCUGCGUGACUUUCUGAGCUGCUGCCUGCAGACAGAUGAGGCACGGCGCUGGUCUGCCAAGGAUCUCCUGCAGCAUCCAUUUGUAACAUCUGCUGAGCCUGCGUCCAGCCUCGUGCCACUGAUUGUUUCAGUGAAGAAGAGGAAGGAGACAAGAAAGUUAUAAUCACAUCAGGACCAUUUACUCCUCAACCAGUUUAGAGUAGGAUUGUAGGUUAGGAUUAGGGUUAGGGUUAAGACUAGGGAUAGAGUUAGGGUUGGGGUUAGGGUUAGGACUAGGGUUAGGGUUAGGGUUAGGGUUAGGGUUAGGACUAGGGUUAGAGUUAGGGUUAGGGUUAGGGUUAGCGUGAGGGUGAGGGUUAGGGUGAGGGUUAGGUUUAGGGUUAGGGUUAGGGUUAGGGUUAGGGUUAGGGUAGGACUAGGGUUAGGGUUAGGACUAGGGUUAGGGUUAGGACUAGGGUUAGAGUUACGACUAGGGUUAGGGUUAGGACUAGGGUUAGAGUUAGGACUAGGAUUAGGGUAAGAUUGUCUAAUAGGGGUUGAGAGUAGGAUUGGAGAUUAAUAAAGUUUCUGAAACCACAA